Molecule: messenger RNA, 4148 nt
Organism: Euleptes europaea (tarantolino)
Lineage: Eukaryota; Metazoa; Chordata; Lepidosauria; Squamata; Sphaerodactylidae
Gene: EHMT1
Product: euchromatic histone lysine methyltransferase 1
Exons: 29
Coding region: 207-4094 (1295 amino acids)
Cellular component (GO): nucleus
Molecular function (GO): p53 binding; histone H3K9 methyltransferase activity; zinc ion binding
Source: RefSeq, a predicted model, not a curated record
GCGAGGGAAGCCUCCCAAAGGGGCGGGGCUACGCUCCGGGGCUGCUCCGGCCAUGGCCACAGUGGAUGCUGAGGUGGCACAUUGAUGGGGCUGAAGCAAGUACAGAGGAAAGAGGAUACCAGACUCGGAGUGGCUUGGCUAGACUAGGAUUAUAGACAGAUUAAUCCAGAACACUUCGCAGAGAGCACCAAAGUCGAGUGAACAAGAUGCUAGGAGCUUUAAAUCACAUGCUUCGAGCUCUGCUGGGUAAAGGAGAGACCAGAAGAGAGAUCUGCAUGAAGACUGAGCUGCUGAAAGAUAUCACCAACAAUAAGGAGGAAGGAUUUAAUGCUAUGGCAGCAGAUGAGAGUGCCAUAGAAAAACAAGUCGGGGAACCAAAGAUGGCCCCAGAUGGCGAAACCAACGGGUCCUGCGAACGCAACGAAACCAAGAGCCACCCCAGUGCAGCUCGAAACCCUCAGGACAGUAUCAAACCGAGCCUAGGGGACUCCACGGCGAAGUUAAGCAGGAUAGCGGAGAACGGCAUUUCCGAGAGGGACAGCGACUCCGGCAAACAGAACCACAUAAAAGCAAAUGACUUCACGCAGACUUCCGUCACGGGGAGCAAUGGGUACAUUUUGCCGAAGCAGAUGGCUCAGGAGCCACCUGUCAGGACUACCAGCGGUGCUUUUGCUUCCCUCACUGGCCAUGCUGCGAAAACCCUCCCUGCGGGAGCGAGCAAGGGUAGAACACUGAGUGCCCUUUCUCAGGGGCAGACUGCCUCGCCAGCCAAGUUCAGGGUGGGCGGGAAGGAUACGGAGGCAAAAAGAACCACAGCCGCCAACGUCAAGGUCCACAGAGCCCGGAAGACGAUGCCCAAGCUCACUCCUAGCCUGAAUGCAAGUAAAGACCCCAAAGAAGCAAAAGUACCUAAGGAAGAUGGUAACAAACAUGUUUUGGAAUUUGGGAAGUCCCCACCUUUGCCCUCUGUCCUUGGCCUUCAUUCAUCUCUACCUCAGAACCAGAGCUAUGUGGCUGCCUCAAAAUCACAGACAGCUGCUUCAGUGUCUCGGAAGAAAAAACGAAGAAUGGGAACUUACAGCCUGGUUCCCAAGAAAAAGACCAAAGUUUUAAAACAGCGGACUGUGAUUGAGAUGUUUAAGAGCAUAACCCAUGCUUCGGCAGGUGGCAAGGGUGAAAAGGGUGAUGCAAGUCCUCAUGUGAACGGGGAAAGCUUAGAGGUGGAUUCCGAAGAGGAAGAUUCAGACGAGCUAGAGGAGGAAGACGAACGCGGGACGGAGCAUCCCUCUGCCUUUCCUGCAGAGGACAACCAAACUGCUAAGGAAGGGGCUGCAGGUGCCAGCAAAGCCAGAAAGAUGGUUGACGGGGAGUCUGAGGAGGACCAAGAGACUGGAGAGUCAGGAGAAGACGAGGAAGACGGCGAUGAGUCUGACUUGAGUUCAGAGUCCAGCCUCAAGAAGAAACUGAUGAAGAGGAAAGGGAAGACGGACAGCCCGUGGUUGAAACCCACCCGGAAGAGGAGGCGAAGGAGUAAAAAGAAACAAAGCAGCAUUUUAGGUUCCGAAACAUACAAGCCACCUUUGGGGAGUGGAGAAGGAGCUGGGCAGGAGAAUAAUAUGGAAUACAUGGAGGUGUCUCUGGAUUCCUUGGAUCUCCGAGUAAAGGGAAUUCUAUCUUCGCAAUCAGAAGGUCUUUCAAAUGGCCCUGAAGCGAUGGAAGCAGACAGUCUUCAGGAAGUGCCUCUCUGCAGCUGCCGAAUGGAAACCCCUAAAAGUCGAGAGAUCACCACGCUAGCCAACAACCAGUGCAUGGCCACGGAGAGCGUGGACAAGGAGCUGAGCCGAUGCACAAACCGUGCGCUGAAACACGAGCUGAUGCGCCCGUCCAACAAAGUCCAGCUUUUGGUGCUGUGUGAGGAUCAUAGAGGGAGAAUGGUGAAACAUCAGUGCUGCCCGGGAUGCGGAUUCUUCUGCGCAGCGGGCACUUUCAUGGAGUGUCAGCCGGAGAGCAGCAUCUCCCACCGGUUCCACCAAAAUUGUGCCUCCCAGGUCAAAGGCAUGAGCUACUGUCCACACUGUGGGGAGGAGGCCUCCAAGGCCAAAGAAGUGACAGUCGCCAAGGCAGACACUACCUCCACGCUUUCACCGACGACCUACGAGCAGAAGAAGCCCGGGACUUCGGAGGGAAGGGCGGACACAACAACAGGGAGUGGCAUUCAACCAACCGAGGAAGGCCAUCCAGAGAGUUUGCCUGCCGAGGGGUUUGAUUUGGCCGGGACCUCUGCCUUUCCCAAGCCGGCCCCGCCUGGAACCCCCCAGGGGCCCGUUAAAGAAACCCUAGAAAGCGCCUUGAUUGCUCUGGACUCAGAAAAGCCCAAGAAAUUACGGUUUCACCCAAAGCAGUUGUAUUUCUCCGCACGGCAAGGAGAGCUGCAGAAGGUCCUCCUUAUGUUGGUGGACGGGAUUGACCCUAACUUCAAAAUGGAGCACCAAAAUAAGAGAACCCCUCUCCAUGCAGCAGCAGAGUCCGGGCACGUGGACAUUUGCCACAUGCUGAUCCAGGCUGGCGCUAAUAUAGACAACUGCUCUGAGGACCAGAGGACCCCACUUAUGGAAGCGUCAGAGAACAAUCAUCUAGAGGCUGUGAAAUACCUCAUCAAGGCUGGAGCGCUUGUAGAUCCCAAGGAUGCAGAAGGCUCUACGUGCCUGCAUCUGGCAGCCAAGAAGGGGCAUUAUGAUGUGGUGCAGUAUCUUCUAUCCAACGGGCAGAUGGAUGUCAACUGCCAGGACGACGGAGGCUGGACGCCAAUGAUCUGGGCGACGGAGUACAAACACGUUGAGCUGGUGAAGCUGCUGCUUGCCAAAGGAUCAGAUAUCAACAUCCUUGAUAACGAGGAGAACAUUUGUUUACACUGGGCUGCAUUUUCGGGAUGCGUGGACAUAGCGGAGAUCUUGCUAGCUGCAAAAUGUGACUUGCACGCGGUGAACAUUCACGGAGAUUCCCCCUUGCACAUUGCGGCCCGAGAGAACCGCUACGAGUGUGUAGUCCUCUUUCUGUCCCGCGGUUCAGACGUCACUCUGAAGAACAAGGAGGGCGAGACUCCCCUGCAGUGUUCAAGUCUCAACUCUCAAGUUUGGGUAGCUCUGCAAAUGAACAAGACCCUGAAAGAGUCGACUCCUGAAAAACCAGUCCAGAUGGAGAAGAUACUGAGCAGAGACAUCGCCCGGGGUUACGAGCCGAUCCCUAUUCCCUGCAUCAAUUCUGUGGACAGCGAGCCUUGUCCUAGCAACUACAAAUACGUUUCUCAGAACUGUGUGACUUCCCCCAUGAAUAUUGACAGAAACAUCACUCAUUUGCAGUACUGUGUGUGCAUAGACGACUGCUCCUCCAGCAAAUGCAUGUGCGGCCAGUUGAGUAUGCGCUGCUGGUAUGAUCUGGACGGUCGCCUCCUGCCUGAGUUCAACAUGGCCGAGCCCCCUUUGAUCUUUGAGUGUAACCACGCCUGCUCGUGUUGGAGGACUUGCCGGAACCGUGUUGUGCAAAAUGGGCUCCGGGCUCGAUUACAGCUUUAUCGGACGAGGAAGAUGGGCUGGGGCGUUCGAUCGAUGCAAGACAUUCCGCUGGGGACCUUCGUGUGCGAGUAUGUUGGAGAACUGAUUUCUGAUUCAGAGGCAGACGUACGUGAAGAAGACUCCUAUCUUUUUGACCUUGACAACAAGGAUGGAGAGGUGUACUGCAUAGAUGCCCGCUACUACGGCAACAUCAGUCGCUUCAUAAACCAUCUUUGUGAGCCAAACCUCAUCCCAGUGCGAGUGUUCAUGUCCCACCAGGACCUGCGCUUCCCUAGAAUCGCCUUCUUCAGCAGCAGACCCAUCCAAGCAGGAGAGGAGAUCGGGUUUGACUAUGGCGAGAGGUUCUGGGACAUCAAGGGCAAAUAUUUCAGUUGUCAGUGCGGUUCCCCCAAAUGCAGGCACUCCAGCGCUGCCCUGGCUCACCGGCAAGCAAGCACAUCUUCGUCGUCAUCCCAGGAGACGGCAGAGAACGGACUCCCGGACACCAGCUCCACCGCAGGAGUGGCGGCUGCCCCGUUUUGAGGGCCUCUUUCAGCUUUCCCCAAAUCCACAGAUUGUAUGAAUUUCUCCAUCAAG